Messenger RNA from Bolinopsis microptera, 1349 nucleotides. RefSeq lists its product as uncharacterized. Gene Ontology annotation, molecular function: G protein-coupled receptor activity; peptide binding. The record is from RefSeq and is a predicted model, not a curated record. Gene Ontology annotation, biological process: G protein-coupled receptor signaling pathway; cellular response to hormone stimulus. The transcript has 4 exons. Gene Ontology annotation, cellular component: plasma membrane. The coding region runs from base 108 to 965 and encodes 285 amino acids. Lineage: Eukaryota; Metazoa; Ctenophora; Tentaculata; Lobata; Bolinopsidae.
AUGAAUCUUUACUGGAUCAGAAUAACAAUUCCACCCUUGGAAUAGAUCCGGCUGAUCUGUUACCAUGGCAACUACGUUUCUUUUUGUCAGUAUAUUUAGUAGGGGCGAUGAUUUUCUGUUUCUUCUCAAACGUCAUGAUUACAGACUACCUAAAGAAAUGUCGCCAAGUCUUCCUCCGGAUGGAUCCUGUAUCACUGCACUGUAUUCAUCAUCUAGCAGUAUCUGACAUAAUAUUUCAGAUGAUACGCAUAUUUCCCAUGGCAACCACCACCAUUGUAGGAAGAUGGGUAUUUGGAGAUAAGCUGUGUUUUCUAAACUCAAUUCUAAAGUACGCUCCAGUCACAGCUUCCCUCUACUUCCUGCUAUUUAUAAUUCUCCUACAGGUGUGUAAGGUAGGUAGAUCGGAGGAGUUUGUUUGCUCCCGAAGUACAGUUGGACGAGGUAGACUCCUAGUACUGGUACUCUGGGCAGCAGCCGCCCUCUCCAGCCUCCUGCUCGCCAUCAAGAACCAGGACUACUGGUUCCAGCCCUGGAAUAUCGGGUGUGAAGUGGACGACUCUACCCGGUUUAAAGUGAUCGUUCUGAUCACCAUGUUCGGGAUCCCUCUCCUCUUCCUGCUCCUCCUCCUAUCCAUACUCGUGUUCCUGUGUUGCGUGUGUUGUCCAAACAGGUUCGACACCAGGGCUACACUAAUAGUUGAACUGUCCAUACUCUUCAUCCUAACAACAGCUCCCUCAAUGUCACUAAACUUGUGGAGGCAGUAUGGUGGCAGCGUGCCCCCCUGGACUGGAGUGCUGGAUAAUACCCUUUACACAAUAUUCGUGGUUUUGCGACCUAUUCUGUACACAACAGUGUGUCACAACUUUAAAGAUCACGUGAUUAGCACACUGUGUUGUGGUAGAAGAAGGGUAGCUCAGGACUGCUCCUAUGAUACAGUCACAAAUCAGGAGCUUUUUGAUAAAUAACCAGUUCAUACUAAAGUUGCUUCAUUUCCAAGAUGAAAGCGAAGCAGAUCAAAUAAAUAAGAAAAUGAAGACCACACAAACAACAGUACUCACAUCAAACGGUUGGGGUAGUUCCAGCAAGUGGUUAAUGUUGAUAACUUGAGGUGUUACACUCAUACUAACACUGUCCGUCAUGUUCCAGGUAUAGCAACUGCUUCUGUGCGGCACUGGGUGCUCCGCAUUGCAUUGACAUUCCGACCUGAACAAAUUACAUAUUUCAACACAGCGACCUGUUUGAAAACGGCAUGAGAUGUUGUUAAAACAUCAUCGUGUAAUGUGGAUAGUGAAAUCUUUUAUUUUCAUAUCAUAAUACUGUAUUUUCUAAUAAUUUAGACUUUUUGACCG